This is a messenger RNA of Cherax quadricarinatus, 2875 nucleotides long. The record is from RefSeq and is a predicted model, not a curated record. NCBI's taxonomy places the organism in Eukaryota, Metazoa, Arthropoda, Malacostraca, Decapoda, Parastacidae.
CUGUGUAGUCUACUUAUGAGUAAUAUGUUGUGUUGUUUUUGCAGCGGACUUGUACCUGUCCCCGGUAGAAACCUACUGUGAGAAUAUCGACUACCAUAUCUUCAACGAGGACAGCGACACAUCACAGUUCACCGAGGACGAGAUGGUCAGACUCCAUAUGGCUCGAUCGAUGAUUGCUCUGUUCAUAGUGUCUUUCUUCUUCGUGUUCGUGGCCUUCUGGACGGGAGUAGCUGGAUGCUGGCGACGCUCUCCUGGCAACAUAGCCUCAACUGCUAUCCUCAUGCUUCUUGCAUGUUUGUUCUCAGCUGGUGGCAUGGGACUGUGGCAUGGUGUGGAGUACUAUGAGGAGGAGAAACUAAAGACUGAGCCCUGGAAAGCUUCAUGGGAUAAGACAUUGCAGGAUGCUACUACCAUCCAGUACGACUGGUCUUACAUGAUCUCCUGGAUUGGAACUGGUAUGGCGCUGAUGGCAUUCUGCCUGUUCCUGGGUGCAUCGCAGUGCAUGCAAGCUGAACAACAAAAUGAACAGGCUAAGCAGAUGCAGUACAUUAUGCCAGUUUAUUCGCAGAAGCCCCAGUACCCUUCUUAUGGCUAUGGCUACCCAGGACCUUACCAUUAUGGAUCCCAGUAUGGCCCUUACAAUUACUAGAAGUCUUUCAAAAACCUAAGGGACUUAUUGCUGGGGACCCUAAAAUUAUUAUUUAACUGCAGUACCUACCAGAUAGCUCCAUUACUACCAUCAUAGCCAGGACUGCACCAAUAUGGAUUUUUGUGAACACUUAAUUGACUUACUGCAGGCAAGGUUUUAACAUUAUGGUGUCAGUAUGGCCUUAGUAACUGUCAGACAGCUACCAUUAUAGCUUGAGUCAUAUUGUUGUAGCUCUGUGGGGCAUAAAUUAUUUCUAAAUAAGCUACCAUCAUGACAAGUGGCCUUUGCAAAUCCAUUACUGGCCCAUAAAGUAAUAAAGUGUCACUAUUUUACUCUUGCUUUUUUGACUGUGAAUCUCAGAAUCUGCCAUGUAGCCAGUGAAUGACUACAAGCAUUGAAUUCUGGGUCUUCCUCUGAAUUAUAGUCCAAACAAAUAUUAAUGGACUACCAUCCUGCCUAAAACCCACGGCAGAUCUGCUCUGCUUAACUAUGUUAAUGCUGGUAUGUUAUUGCCACAUUCAGUCUGUUAAAAUACAUUGCAAAGCUGAUUUGCAGUGCAUUUUAGUUACUUUACAGAAGCUUGAAAGUUUUUCUUCAGAAUGAAGGCAGUCAUUGUGGUGCCUGCUGUGUUUAUUAUUUUUUUUUUUUUUUUAUGGUUUAGAAUGAGUAUUUAGUCUAAAAUAACACUCAGAACUUGUAUAACAUCAACUCUUUCAUAAAGUAAUAUGGAAGAUGGAAUGUUUAUGUUCACGACUGUUUUUCUUCAUUUGCAGGUACAGUAUAUACGGUAUAUACAGUAUUUAACAUUGAUGGAAAUAAUACUCGAUUUCAUAAGAUAAAAAUUAUUGUACGAUUGAAAAAUACCCAAAUAUCUUUGCUUACUAAUAAUGAAAUCAACUACAGUCAUUUUUAACAUAUUAUUUACAAAAAUACUCCAUUCCAAGUGUCAGCUGUACACUAAUAAAUAAAGAACCAUUGUUCUUAGUAUAAAAUCAGGGGAAAAUAAAACAUAAGAGCAUUGCAACUAAGUUGGGGGUAAAAGAGACAACACCCAAGAAUACAUUUUGAGGUUGACUGUAUGCCUAAAGUGUGAUUGUUACUUUGUACAUACUGUUCUCAAACUAGUUUUAUAUGUGAUAGUAUCAGUGUCCUUUCAUAAAUCCAUUAAUGUUAACCAGGAAACCAGAAUGUGACCUUGAAUAUUGUUACCCUUAAUUUCAUCUUUGUUACUUUAGAAUUGUACUUAAAAAUGCAGAUUUUCAUGCAUAUCAAGGAGGUAUUCAGUAGGCAUAAAUAUAAUGCUCUCUUAUGGACAACCUUGUUUUUUCCUCAAGGACAACCUAGUUUUUUUCCUCCCCCCAAAUAACUCAUUGGGUUCAGUUUUUUCUUUUGCUAACUCAUUGUGUUAUCACACUCAUUUGUUGUAGCUUUGUAUGAAAGAAGCCAAAUGUUUCACCUUCAUCAAAAAAGUUUUCUGGAGAUACUCAGUCUAUUUUUAUUAUGCAUUCUCCAUAACAUUUUCUUCACAUAUGUUUAUAUUUUUUAGUUCAUUAAUAGAAAUAGAUAUAUCGCUCAAAUAAAUAAAUUUUAAAAUCUUUUUAUAUUUCUGUAAUUAUGUAUUUUAUAUGCAAUGUGAAUGAAGUAUAAUAUGUGGAAAUUAUCUUGUAUACAGGUUGUAUGUUUAAUAAUCUUGCUUGUACAUACUGCAUACCUGAGUGUACUCUAUUUAUUAGCUUCUCCUCUACUAACUUAGAUGAUAUGCAUAUACUUUUUAUAUGAUGAUUGUAAGAAUGUUCAUACUUGUGUGUUUAUAAGACAGUUCUGUGAAAACCGUGGAAUGAUAAUAUUUAUUCCAAUACCUUGUGAACAAAAUGAGUUUAUAUUGUCUCAGUGAUGACAGCUGCACAUGUGGUAUGUCUAAUUUGAUGAUACUAUAUUUGUCUUUUCUUGACCAGACUAUUUUGGGCAGUACUCCACAGAUACGGUAUUUAGAGAUUACUGGAGUAAUCUCUAAAUACCGUAUCUGCAUUUUGUGUUGAAAUGAAGACUUUUAAAUGUAAUAAUACAUUUUUACUGUCAUUAUAAAACCCAUGUAAGCAACUAUUUAUUUUACUGUUAAUAUAUCUCUUAUGUUUUAUACUGGACAGACACAGUUGUGCUUCUUGUCAUCCUGAGGAAAUCUUGGAAAUGUCCCUGUACACACAUACAAUAAAUGUUUUGUAUACA